CUAGUGCCAACAGAAAAGAAGAUAGAAAACAGGAUAAAAGAUCUGAUAUUAUGUUUAUCAAAGAGUGUGAAGAAAAAUUAUAUAAACUCAUCUUUGUGAAAUCUUCACAUAUAGUCUGCACUAAGAUCAAAGAAGAGAAUGAUAAUGCAAAGCUCUGGAGGGAAAUAAAUGACGAAAUAACCUGGGUUCAUAAAGGAUACAAACCAGAUAAAAAUGAGUUUGAAAUUUUUGGAAUUCAAAUUGCUAGAAAAAUAAUACAUCUGAAUGUUCUAAUUAAGAAUACAGAUAAAAUUUAUCAUCUUUACCAUUUGUGCUUAAUAGAAAUUCCCUUACAGCCAACUGAUGAAGAUGAUGUGUUUCAGUUUGUAGGUGCAUUAUUACUUUUACGAAAUAUUAUAAUUGUUAAUAUUUUUAUGUUGUUUAAUGUGUCAAAAACUAAAUCAGAACAACUUAAAAAAUGA
Molecule: messenger RNA, 461 nt
Organism: Racocetra persica
Lineage: Eukaryota; Fungi; Glomeromycota; Glomeromycetes; Diversisporales; Gigasporaceae
Source: the annotation of a GenBank genome assembly